AUGGCUGAGAUGAAGUUCACUGGUCUGUCACACAAGGAUCCAAUAGUACACAUUCAAAACUUCCUCGAGAUCAGUGAUACUUACACUCCAACUGGAGUAAACGAGGAUUAUGUGAGGCUCACUUUAUUACCCUUCUCUCUGCUUGGGGAAGCAAAAAUAUGGUUAAACUCAAAGCCUGGAAACUCAAUCACCACUUGGAAUGAUCUAGCACAGAAGAUAUCGCGGGGAAACCAUAAAAGGAACGGAGCAGGGAUGAAACCUAUGAUUCAGAAAACCGCAGUUCAACAACCACCAUCUUGGUGUGAGAUUUGCGGAGGUGAUGACCAUAACGCAGAGGUGAAUACGCAAUCUGAUAACAUGAGCAUGGAGGAGAUGCUGAAAAAGAUCAUGGCUGAUCAAACCCAGUUAGUUGCUGAUGUGAGAAAUAACAUGUUGGCUACACAAAAACUGGAGAAGCAAUUCGGGCAGGGUAUACCUAGGUAUGUGAAAUAUGUGGAGGAGAUUGUGGCGAAUAAAAGGAGGCUAACAGUAUAUGAGACUGUUGCACUUAAUGAAAAGUGCAUCUCCAUAAUCCAAAAUAAGUUGCCCACUAAACUGAAAGAUCCAGGUAGCUUUGUGGUUCAGAUCACUAUAGGGCAGAGCAUUCAUGCUCGAGGAUUGUCUGUAGCUGGGCCUGAGGGUGUUGUAGAGGAUGUGUUAGUGCAAGUGGGUUCUUUGGUUUUCCUAGUAGAUUUUGUUGUGCUGAAUACUGUGACAGAUCUUGAGGUGGAAGCAACAUUAAUCAUCAUGAAAAAGAGGAAAAUAGCUUUGGGGUGGCAAAUGUCCGACAUCCAUGGAAUUAGUCCUGCAUUGUGCAUGCAUAAAAUAUAUAUGGAGAAAGAGCAUAAGCCGAGUGCACAACAUCAGCGGAGACUAAACCCAUUGAUGAACGAUGUGGUAAGAAAAGAGGUGAUAAAGUGGUUGGAUGCAGGGAUUGCGUACCCAAUAUCAGGCAGUAAAUGGAUUGUUAUUGCACCAAAGGAUCAGGAGAAAACUACAUUCACUUGCAUGUAUGCAUUCAAGCGCAUACCAUUCGGCUUGUGCAAUGCCCCGACCACAUUUAAGAGAUGUAUGAUGGCAAUCUUCCAUGAUAUGGUGGAACUUUUUGUUAAAGUGUUCAUGGAUGACUUCUCGGUGUUUGGUGAAUCUUUUGAGCUGUGUUUGACUAAUCUUGAUAGAGUUCUUACCAGGUGUGAAGAAACAAAUCUGGUGUUAAACUGGGAGAAAUGUCACUUUCUAGUUCGAGAGGGAAUUGUGUUGGGGCACAAGAUCUCCAAAAGUGGGUUGGAAGUUGACAAAUCUAAAGUGGAAGUUAUUGAGAAGUUUCCACCUCCCAUCAUAGUAAAGGGAGUUAGAAGCUUCCUGGGACAUGUUGGAUUAUAUAGAAGGGUCAUCAAGGACUUCUCUAAGACUGCAAGACCCAUGUGCAGCCUGUUAGAGAAAGAGAUGAAGUUUGUUUUUGAUGAAAAGUGUUUGCAGGUAUUUGAGUUACUGAAGAAGAAGUUGAUAGAAGAUCCUAUUCUCAUUUCUCCAAUUUGGGAGCUUCCAUUCGAGCCUAUGUGUGAUGCCAGUGACAUAGUGGUUGGGGCAGUGCUGGGGCAGCCAAAAGAUAGGAUGUUCCAUUCCAUCUACUAUGCGAGCAAGACACUUGAUGCAACCCAAUCAAAUUAUACUGUGACUGAAAAAGAGAUGCUAGUAUUAGUGUUCGCAUUUGAUAAGUUCAGAUCAUACUUGGUGGGAACCAAAAAGGAUGCCAAGCCGAGGAUGAUUAGGUGGAUUCUACUACUACAAGAGUUUGAUGUAGAGAUAAGGGACAUGAAAGGAACUGAGAACCAGAUAGCUGAUCAUCUAUCUAGACUGGAGGAUUCAUCUCAUGUGAAAAAUGAGAGGCAGAUUCGUAAAGAGUUUCAUGAUGAGCAAUCGCUUGCUUUGGACCUUGCUCAAGUGCCUUGGUAUGCUGAUAUUGUGAAUUUUCUGGUGAGUGGCUUAUUUCCACUUGGGGCAUCAACAUAUAAAAAGCAGAGGCUAAAAUAUGAUGCACCCUUCUAUAUAUGGGAUGAGACCUUCUUACUCAAGCAGGGACCUGAUCAGAUGAUGCAAAGGUGUAUAGCUGAACAGGAGGCUACACAAAUGUUGGAGAGCUGUCACUCUUCACUAUAUUGUGGACACCACGGAGGCGAAUGA
This is a messenger RNA of Solanum stenotomum, 2223 nucleotides long. RefSeq lists its product as uncharacterized. Lineage: Eukaryota; Viridiplantae; Streptophyta; Magnoliopsida; Solanales; Solanaceae. The transcript is spliced from 10 exons. The coding region runs from base 1 to 2223 and encodes 740 amino acids. The record is from RefSeq and is a predicted model, not a curated record.